AUGACUGAAAAUGUUUAUAGAAUCAAAUCAGCAAGUGGAGAAUCCUCUUUAGAUCGAGCAAUCGCGCAGUGCAGCAUAAUUGCUGAAAAUAAAUAUUUUUCAGAAGGCAUUUUACUCAAAUGUGUAGAUGCUAAACCAUUAUAUCUAUAUUUGCACUAUGCUUUGUUCACAAACCCUGAUCAUGAAUUACGAACAGCUCAGAUUGAUCAAGCUAUUCGUGAUCUUCACCUUCGACCAAAAUCACUAUUUGGUGCAUAUGAUGAGAUAUGUGUGAUUCAGAAAGUUUCAUCAAGUGAAAAUUCAAAACUACCAUCACAUCGACAUGCUGGUUUUAUUGUUAUAUUAUUUAAACUACUUGACGAUCAAACAAAACAUGAUAGAUUAGAAAAAUCUUGGCUGAGUUGGUCAGGUGCACGAGAAAUUUACAAAUAUUCGCCUAGAAGUUGGAAUUUACGAAAAAUAGCAUUGCAUAAAUUUCCAAAAGAAAUCAAAACAAAUCAUAAACCAUUUGCAUACGUUUUAUUAUGUGAAUUUGGAAGUAUAUUGAAUCCAUCAAAUCGUUUGGAAGCAUUAAAUAUGGUUGAGCGUUUGCGAGUACGGAAUUGUGGCUACAUAUCACUUUAUCAAAUCCAAUGGUCUUAUGGACGAACAUGCAGUCCAUCUCAAGCAUCAACUAACAUGCAUAGAUCAGCAACAUCAGCCACAAGAUCUGAUCGGAAUCAGAUGAUGCGCGCUUUCUCUCAAGAAGUUGAAAUUCUUUAA
This is a messenger RNA of Thelazia callipaeda (thelaziosis nematode), 762 nucleotides long. The record is from the annotation of a GenBank genome assembly. NCBI's taxonomy places the organism in Eukaryota, Metazoa, Nematoda, Chromadorea, Rhabditida, Thelaziidae.